AUCUUUUUUUCUCAACAACAUCAUCACCCUCUGAGACAAAUCCCUCUCUCAGGCCUUUUUUUCUCUCCUGCGCAAUCAAAAAAAAAAAAAAAGCUGAUUGCCUCAACCAGAGGCUAAAACGUCUGAUCAUCAGGCUAGACCAAGGUAGGCCAUCCUUCUGGCCACCAAGAAAAACCAUGUGUCGCAUGGUCGUCUUUGAAGGCCUCUGCACGCGCUGCGGCACGCCCCAGACCUGGACAGACUUGACCCAAGAGCUAUCCUGCCUCGAGGCCAAGAAUAAGGGCUGCUUUGGCCAGUGCUCGCGCGGCAUCCACGUCGAGGAGCACGACUUUGACCAGGAAUGCAACACGUGCGCCGACGAGGACGAGGGCAUCGGCGACCUCGACGAGGCGCUGGCUCCAGCGGGCAACAACUCUUUUCAGCACUCGAUGAGCUCUCACCAGAGCAACCCCGGCAAAAGCAACCCCAGCAAGAGGGGCGCUGCCGAGGAAGCCGGCGAGGCGAGCAAGAAGCAGCGCACCUAAUCAACUGAUGAUGUACGAUCACGAAACUGGCGGUUUUUUAAUCUCUUUGGGAUUGGAUCUUGUUGUUUACUUGCUGGGCAAGUCUUCUAAUGGCGUUGAUUAUUGGUCUGGGAAUGCGUUCUAGCGCAGAAUGGUUGGCUUUUUUUUUACUCCAGUGUUUCUGGAAUGUAACAUUAAACCUUGUCACGACUAUGGGCACAAGGAAAGACUCGAAAUGAGUAUGGAAGGGAAAGAAGAAAGAAA
This is a messenger RNA of Fusarium vanettenii 77-13-4, 767 nucleotides long. RefSeq lists its product as uncharacterized. The transcript has 2 exons. The record is from RefSeq and is a predicted model, not a curated record. The coding region runs from base 177 to 524 and encodes 115 amino acids. Lineage: Eukaryota; Fungi; Ascomycota; Sordariomycetes; Hypocreales; Nectriaceae.